Molecule: messenger RNA, 1968 nt
Organism: Pisolithus orientalis
Lineage: Eukaryota; Fungi; Basidiomycota; Agaricomycetes; Boletales; Pisolithaceae
Exons: 10
Coding region: 1-1968 (655 amino acids)
Biological process (GO): transmembrane transport
Cellular component (GO): membrane
Molecular function (GO): transmembrane transporter activity
Source: RefSeq, a predicted model, not a curated record
AUGUCGCUCUCCAGAGACGAUGGCAUCGUUCCAGACACACCGUCGCACGAGCUCGACGAGCUUGAAGGCAGCUCUCUCAAUACCGACGCGGAUGAGGACGAAAUCCACGCAGAGGAGGUUGCCUCGUGGAAGAAACGUCCAUGGUGGAAGAGACCCUCCCCGUACUGGAUUGCGUUUGGUAUGCUAAUUAGCGCGAUGGGUUAUUCUGCUACGUUUGCCCCAAGAGUUGAAGUCUACACCCUCCUGGUGUGCCGCACGCUCAAGGCCGAGUAUUUUCCUGACAGCCCAAUCUACACAAUUGCCCCCCGUAUAGUUGGUGCAGCACCCACCUCAGACACUGACGCCAAUGUCCCGUCGUACUUGUCUGCCCUAAACAUCACCUACCCUUCAACGAUCCCGGGCUAUGAAGAAGACAAGCAGACCAGGCAGAGGUGCAUCUCCGAUCCAGAGGUGCAGGCAACUGUCGCAAAACUUUCAGCGACACUGACCACUACUAUGGGUAUCUUGAGCUGUUUGGCCACUGGCUGGUGGGCAAAUUUUUGCGACCGUCAUGGCAGACGUCCUGUCUUGGCGGCGUCUAUAAUUGGCUUACUCGUGGUGGAUCUAACAUUUCUCGUCACGGCGAACUUUGUGGACUACCUCCCGGGUGGUUAUUGGUUUCUCCUCACUGGAUUCAUUAUAGAGGGACUGCUCGGGAGCAUGCCAACGGGUGUGGCUGCCAACCACGCAUAUAUAGCUGAUACGUGUGAACCAUCUGCGCGAUCACAAAUAUUUGCCGUCACGCUAGGUCUUAUGUUUAUUGGAUUUGCCGCUGGUCCCCUCUUAGGAGGUUUCCUUAUCCAUUUCACGGGAUCUACCCUGUCCGCUUUUUUCAUGGCCGCUUCAUGUCAUUUCUUCUAUACUCUUCUUCUCAUAUUCGUUCUGCCGGAGUCGUUAACCGAAGCCAAGGCGCGCGCGGCGCGUCUUCGGUACAAGCAAGAGAAGGAGCAGAAUAUGAACGUUUCCACCCUGAGACGUAUUUUCAAAGAGGCGACGAGAUUUUUGAGUGCGCUUGCUGUGGUGCUACCUCGCGACGUUGUAGAUGCGAACCCCCUCAAGACGGUCGAAGAAGGACUGGAAUUUGUUCCUUCUGGCCAUGUCCUAUGGGGUUCAAUGCCGUUUCUCAUCCAAUACGCUAUUGCGGCGUUUCGUUGGUCUUCAGAGACCGCGAAUUACUAUUUCUCGUCGAUCGGCAUUACCCGCGCUUUUGUAUUGACAGUCUUAUUGCCGCUGAUGAUCAAAUUCCUCAAGUCCAGGGCAGCACCCACCUCUCACACUCCAUUUUCCGGAGACGUGACGCCUGAAGCCACACUUCUUCAUCAAUCCCCAUCCCCCCUCCGUUCGCGCUCUCGCUCCCAUCAACGUUCGACGCACCGGCCACCUUCGCGUAGUUUGGCAGACCAAAGACCAAAUCAUUCCGUCAACGUAGACAUCUUCCUUGCACGCUGCGCUGUCGGUCUCGAGAUAGUGGCGUGUUGGGUCAUGGCAGCUGCCACAUCUGGCACCGUAUUUGCGGCUGGUACGGUGGUGGGAGCAAUGUCUGUUGCAUUUUCGCCGACCAUACAAGCGCUGGCGUUGGAGGUUUACCAUUCUGAGAGAAACAACGGGACGGCUGCACGAGGUGGCCAAGGUGGGACGGGCAAGUUGUUCGGGGCUCUGAGUGUAUUGCAGGCACUAGGAUCGCAGAUCAUUGCGCCUGCGGUGUACGGAUUCAUUUACUCUCGCACCGUCGCAACGUUCCCACAGGCGAUCAUGCUGGUGACCGCGUCCUGUUUCGCGGUAGCGUUGGUGUUGCUGGCAUUUGUGAGGGUUCCCGCAUCUGCUCAGGGACCUCUCGAUGCCGAAGAACUUGAUGGAGGUGAAGAGGGACGGAAUGAAAAUAGCGUGGAGGGAGUACUUGUAGACGUUGAGGUGGAGACGCGAGAAUGA